This is a messenger RNA of Brassicogethes aeneus, 672 nucleotides long. The record is from the annotation of a GenBank genome assembly. NCBI's taxonomy places the organism in Eukaryota, Metazoa, Arthropoda, Insecta, Coleoptera, Nitidulidae.
UGAGGAACAAGGACAAGAAGAGGUUAGCCAACGUUUUAAAAUUGUUUUUGUGAAUAACGUAGCGGAUCAGUUCUGGUUUCUUAAAAUCUCCAAAUAUUGCAUUCAUAUUUUAAAUUAUUAAAAUGUAUAUCGCCGCCACUUUGGUUAAAGAAACAGUGCCAAAUUACUUAUCUAGCUUGCCUAUACCUAAUUCUGUUGGAGGGUGGUUUCAUUUAGGAGUUAAAGAGUGGAUGGCAUUAGUGCCACCAACGGCUGCCUUGGCUGGAUUUACUUACAUAACCUACAGAGCAUUCUGUCCCCAUGGCAGACCUUGUCCCACUGGCAAAGUUAAUGCAAGCAUUUUAAAAAGCAAUCCCAAAGUAGUUGAUACCAUUGAUGUUGAAGAUAUUGCUGAAAAAGCUGCAUUCUGUCGCUGCUGGAAAAGCAAAAAUUGGCCCUAUUGUGAUGGUUCUCAUGCUAAUCACAACAAAGAAACUGGUGAUAAUGUAGGUCCAGUUGUGAUUAAAAAGUAGGAUGUCCCUCCAUUAGCUCAGUUUUGAUUAAAUUAGUAUAGGGUGGGAUAGCAAAAGCUUUUAAUAAAGUACCUUCUUGCUUUGAUUUUAAAAUUUAUACAUUUAUUGUUGUGUAUAUAAUAUUGUUAUUAAAUAAUUAAUUUUAAUAAAUUAUUUUGCA